AUGGCCAACAGUCCCCCUAAAGUGAGCGUCCUGCCGCCGUCCAGUGAAGAGAUUUCCACAAAGCAAGCAGCAACACUGAUGUGUGUGGCCAACAAGGGCUUCCCCUCAGACUGGAGUCUGAACUGGAAGGUGGACGGGAUCAGCAGCAGGUCUCAGUACAGCAGUGUUGCUCUCCUGGAGAAGGACGGUCUGUACAGCUGGAGCAGCAGUCUGACUCUCUCUGAGCAGGAGUGGAGCUCAGUGAUCUCACGACACGUACGCGAGUUGGCAGCCCAAUGGAUAACAGACUUGACGUACGCAUUUUCCCCCUUCGCUUUGCUUGGACAACUUCCGGUCACGGCAUUUCUCCUUUUGCAUCUCCUGCGCACUGUGUGCUGUGCAAAGAAAUAUAGCGAAAUCUUUCUUGUCACAUACAUUACCUAUUUCACAGCAGAGGACUGCAGUGCUGCUGUACAAACCUCUUCUGCAGCAGCCAAUGUCCCUCAUCUGCCUGUCUCACAAUCACUUAAAGGUCCAAAAGACUCUAGUGCUGCUGUACAAACCUCUUCUGCUGCAGCCAAUGUCCCUCAUCUGUCUGUCUCACAAUCACUUAAAGGUCCAAAAGACUCCAGUGCUGCUGUACAAACCUCUUCUGCAGCAGCCAAUGACCCUCAUCUGCCUGUCUCACAAUCACUUAAAGGUCCAAAAGACUCCAGUGCUGCUGUACAAACCUCUUCUGCAGCAGAAAAUGACCCUCAUCUGUCUGUCUCACAAACAAACAAAUUUCGGUACAAGAUUAAAGACUGUCCUGUGCAUUUACUCAAAGAACACUUUCCAUUUGUAAAAACCAUGGGAACGAGAAAAGCAAAAAAUGGAAUAAACAAACAAAGGUUUCGCUGGCAGCCUUGCUCUGGCUGUGGAGUAAAGUGGAAGGACACAUGGGAGCUUCAUUCGGAUGAAUAAAGAAUCCUGACCCUUGACGUUUUGCCAGCCCUGUAUUGCCUGAGUCCUCUCAAACACUGACGAAGAAAUUAACAUUGUGGAGAGUUUUGAUGAUCUUUUGUUGUUCAAUAAACAUGAAUCUGCACACUG
Messenger RNA from Misgurnus anguillicaudatus (oriental weatherfish), 1071 nucleotides. NCBI's taxonomy places the organism in Eukaryota, Metazoa, Chordata, Actinopteri, Cypriniformes, Cobitidae. The record is from RefSeq and is a predicted model, not a curated record.